AUGCAAGAAAAUAACCAUCCGGUGGUUGCACCCUCCAAGAUCCCAGCUCAGGGGGGCAAGUACCGUGAUCUCCCUGGCACACCGGGUCAUACUCCUAACAUCACCGAAAUCGACGAUCCGCGCGACUUCGUCAACAUGUAUCGACGCUCUGCCAUCCUCGCUAAGAGGGCUGGUUUCGAUGGUAUUGAGCUCUUGGCUCAAGGGUAA
Molecule: messenger RNA, 207 nt
Organism: Colletotrichum fioriniae
Lineage: Eukaryota; Fungi; Ascomycota; Sordariomycetes; Glomerellales; Glomerellaceae
Source: RefSeq, a predicted model, not a curated record